Messenger RNA from Capsicum annuum, 2728 nucleotides. RefSeq lists its product as uncharacterized. The record is from RefSeq and is a predicted model, not a curated record. Bases 413 to 2377 code for a protein of 654 amino acids. Lineage: Eukaryota; Viridiplantae; Streptophyta; Magnoliopsida; Solanales; Solanaceae. The transcript has 4 exons.
AUUUAUGGAUGGGACAUGAACAUCAACAAGGUCCAGGCCAAAUUAUGUGGAUCAAUCGGGGCCCUUUCAACCUUUUCCGAGGACCCCUCUCAACACAACAACAGCAACACCCCCUCUUACCUCGACCAAUCUAAACCUUCCACGUGUCAUCAUCCCAAUACCCCCCUUCUCCACCUCCCCCAUUGCUACGUACCUGAGAAUUGAACGUUCAACUUGAUCACAACAAAUACAAGAGAAGGGUCACCAUCGUUGAUAAUUAAGGAGGAGGAGAUUUAUUUCUCCUCCUGAUCCAUCAUUAAGGAUUUAGAGUCAAAGACAUUGAAUUCCACGUCAACAUGUAUUAAUCUUUUUUGCAUAUACAUAUGUAUAUAUAGUUGGAGCAAAGGGUCGUCGUCCCAUUCCAUCGUGUGAUAUGGCAAAGGAGGAACAAUAUCACAGGGCACGACAAUCAAAAGGUAACCAGCAACUGAAUGAUGAGUUGAAAAUAAAAGCAAAUGAACUCGAAAAGCUUUUUGCCGAGCAUAAACUGCGUGCUACUCCUCGAAAUCAAUCUAGUUCCGUUAGAACUAGCAGGCAUGGUUACAUGCAAAGUUGGCCAUCAGCUACUUCAUCAUACAAAAAUCUACCUGAAAUGGACGAUGUUUUUGUUGGUGAAGUUUUGGACAAUGAUACGUCUAAGGAAACUGCAGCCAGUAUGAAUGUAGACAGAUCUGUUGAUCAUGUUGAGCUAAUAGGUUUUUCGGGUUCUCCAGGGAAAUUUUAUGAUAUGUAUAUGCAGAAAAGGGAUGCAAAACUUAGGGAGGACUGGAAUUCUAAAGGAGCAGAGAAGGAAGCAAAGUUGAGGGCUAUGGAGGAUAGCUUUGAGAGGAGUUCGGCUGAAAUGAAGACUAUGGAGAGACUUAGAUCAUUCAACUCCAGCUCAACUUCUAGCAGAGACCAGCAACAGUCGGUAUUCUUUCAGCAAAGUGAUGAUAAAGAGGAUAUGUCUGAAUUCAUGAAUCAGAAAAGGAAUGAUGUAAUUAGGUCUUCCAGUGAAACAUCUUUGGAAGAAGUUUCUAAGCAAACUACUACUCCGAGGAAGAAACAACAUUUACCUAUCAAAACUUCAUCCAAAAUUCACAACAUAGGAACAUCUGUUCCAAGGUCUCCUAUGAAGGUUUCUAGUAGUCCUUCCCUUCGGCGAAAAUCUCAACCUGAAAGUCCACUUGUACGCUCCGUUCCAACCUUGUCUUACAUGAGAAAGGAAAAUACGGAGCCUUAUUCUCCAGCUGGUAAAACGACGACUCGUGCACACAAUUCGCGUAGCAAAUUGCUGCACUCACAGUCCUUAAGAAAAAGUUCUGCUUUGAAUUCUGAGGGUGUUGUUUUGGCACCUCUCAAAUUUGAUAAAGAAAAGAUGGAACAAAGUCCUAAGGGUGCAUUUUUAGCACCUCUGAAAUCCGGGAAGGACAAUAUGGACCGGAGUCUCAGUGAUAAAUUUUCCAGCAUUUCGGAUACAAAGACUUCAGUAAAGAAGGGAAAAGAUGCUGACUUCAGUUCAAGAGGUAGUUUGACUGAAACAAGGGUUUCUAACGUUGCAUCUACAUUUGCACACAAUGAAGAUGAGGAUGUUGUUGACAUGGAAAUAGACUCUGAGGACUCAGAGGGUAGAGCUGAGCACGACUUUGAGAACAUGAUAUCUGCUGUUCAUGAGGAAAAUUUUGAUAACGGGACACCAAAACUGAGUCACGAGAUGGAGGUGGUAAAUUCUGUUUCAGAAAAUAGACGUUUACUGAGAUCAUUAUCUCAAGUUUGCUAUGCUUCGGAAGCUGGAUAUUCGCCUUCUUCUAUGCCUUCCAACUUCCUAAACAGUCCUGUCUCACAGACUCAUGAUAUGUCUGAUGUUGAUGCUUUAGACUCUCCUGUGGGAAGUCCUACAUCCUGGAAUUCACAUUUUCUGAGUUCAAAAGAGACUGAAGGUGCUACUACAAUGAGGAAGAAAUGGGGAACGACAACUCAGAAUCCAAUCAAUAAUGUAAAAUCUUCUCAAAAUCUCUCGCGCAAGGAUAAGGCCAGAGGAUUUAAACGAUUAUUAAAAUUUGGGAUGAAGAGCCCUGGCGCAGAUAGUUUUGUUAAAGACUGGAUUACUGCAACUAUUUCUAAACGAAGUGAUUGCACAAGAAAUGGACAUGAUAGUCCCCAUAGGUCUGAUCAUAGCUUAUACAAGGAUGUGCUUUUCAAUGAACGAGUUCAAUCCUUGCACAGGUCUAUUCCGGCAACUCCAGCUAACUUCAAACUGAGGGAGAAUCAUUUAUCAGGAAGCUCAAUAAAGGCUGCGAAACCAUUCUUUUCUUUGUCGUCGUUCAGAAGCAAGGGAAAGGACUCGAAGCCAAGAUAAGUCCCUCGAAGGACAAGGUUCCAGCUAUAAAACACAUGGAAUUGCCUUGACACAUUUUCAAAUCAUUUUUUUAGCCAGAGCUUGAGGUAUGUCUGUGCUAUGUAAAACCUACAAUCCUCUAAACAUAAUUUAUAAAUUGUACAUAUAUAGUACUAUGUUAUUUUGGCUUGUUAUGCCUUGCUUUACGUUGUUUAUUGCCUUGGGAGGACGAAUCCCACUGGCUGAAUGAUAAUGUAAUAUCAUCGGCAGUCAAGAGCAUUCUUAAACUUCCAUUUUUAUUUUUUCUAGUCAUUCAAGCUUGAUUUUUGUAAACAUUACAAGUUUGGUUUAUGUUCAAAUCGUUGAAUAUCA